AUAUUUUUAUCCAAGAUUGGGUAGAUCAGAUUAAAUGAGAUGAUUAAAUAUUUUAUUUCUAUAGCUUCUGACACAAAAACGAAAAACUGAGUAAACAAAUUGGAUAUUUAUUAUGAUAGAAAUCAUUAUAUUCAUUAUUAUAGCACUGUGUGUUAUAGGGUGGCUUCGGAGUCAAAACGAUGACAAUUCCAGUGAAAUAAAGGCGCACCUGGUAAUACUGUUUCCAUCACUGGUUGAAGAUGAAUAUAAUCAGAAUAAUAGACCCAUUUGCCUGAUUUAUGUGACCAUUUUAAAAUUUCCAUUACAAGGUAACGUCUAUUGAGGAUGAUGGUUCAAUGCACACACAUGCACAUGAAAGACAGAAUAGAGAUAAUAAAGGUGACACGAAUCCGAGACCACAAAUUGGGAACAACGACGAAAAUUUAUUACAGCAUACGAACAGAGUAACUCAUUUACAUCAACACAAUUAUUUAGACCACCGUGUUGUCAACAACAACUUAUACGUAAAUGCAUCCAGGACAGACGACACAAAGAACAAUACAGCAAUUAUCCGUAAACCACGAACUACAAAGUAUGUUAUGUAUGAUACUGAACGACUUCGAUGUUUUGUUUCUAGAAAAGAUACACUUCUUAAAAAGGCGGAGGAAAUAGACACAGCAACUAAAUGCGAUAUAUACUUAGAAAUAAGAUACGAAGAGAAACCAUACACAUACACAUCAAAGACUUUGAAGAAUUACAGUCUUAAACAGGAAGACAUGGAUGUUACUCCUUCCGAUGAAUCUAGACGCUUGAUAGGUAAACGAAGAAUUGAAUCUGACGAUGAUUCAGAUACGGAAAGCAACGAAUUGUCUCCUCCAAAAAUACCAAAAACUGUAAAGGAAACUAAAAAUGGUGGACUCCAAGAUAAGAAGGAAAAUGAAAUGGAAACAGAGGCCGAUAAGUAUUUUUGUGAUAUUUGUGGAUUUUAUGAGGAUGAUAAUGAUGACAAUAAAGGUCCCUGGGUAAAUUGUGCCUACCAGUAUGAAGAUUUAUCAUGUUGUAUGUACACAGCGCAUGUAAAUUGUCUAGAUUUGCAUGAAUAUCCUCAAAACUUUCUGUGUUCGGAACAUAACGAAUAGUUUAUAGGUUAAUGGAUGUGUUCUCUAAAGUUUCAGUACUCAUCUUUAUAUUAAUUCAAACCUCUAAAACACAAAAAAAGAUUUCUUACGAAGAAGUUAAUUUUGAGAAGUUGUAAGGAUAAUUUCAGGUAUAAAAGAAAAGGAAAAGGAGGAAUAUGUUCAUUGGCAGCAAUAAAAUUGAUACUGUUUGUUGUACUGUUACUUUCAACGAAAAAAUGGUAAUGUGAAGUAUAUAUCAAUAAAACUGUAAAUCAAGAAAUAAA
Molecule: messenger RNA, 1381 nt
Organism: Mytilus californianus (California mussel)
Lineage: Eukaryota; Metazoa; Mollusca; Bivalvia; Mytilida; Mytilidae
Exons: 7
Coding region: 336-1118 (260 amino acids)
Molecular function (GO): protein dimerization activity; DNA binding
Source: RefSeq, a predicted model, not a curated record